Dermacentor andersoni is the source of this 765-nucleotide messenger RNA. Lineage: Eukaryota; Metazoa; Arthropoda; Arachnida; Ixodida; Ixodidae. The record is from RefSeq and is a predicted model, not a curated record.
AUGGCGACAAAGCCUCAGCCGCCAACACCACCUGGCAGGGCGACAAAGCCUCCGCCACCAACGCCACCUCCCAAGGCGACGAAGCUUCCACCGCCAACACCAUCUCCCGAGGCGACAGAGCCUCCACCGCCAAUACCGCCGCCACCGGAGGGGACGCAUCCUCCGCCGCCUACACCACCUGGCAGGGCGACGAAGCCUCCGCCGCCAACGUCACCACCCAAGGCGACGAAGCCUCCGCCGCCAACACCACCUGCGAAGGCGACAGAGCCUCCGCCGCCACCGAAGGUGACGCAGCCUCCGCCGCCAACACCACCUCCCAAGGCGACAAAGCCUCCGCCGCCACCAAUGACCACACCACCACAGACGACGCCGCCUGAAGCAGUGACCACGACGGAACGCCCGGGCAUACCUCGCUACACUACCCUGUGCACGGUGAGCUACCUGUACUCCGAGCUUGCCUUGCCUUUGGGCGGCGAGUGCGACAUCAUCUUCUACGACUCGCUGCUCCUGCGCCCGGAGGACACAUUCAUGGGCAGCUUCACCAACGCCUACAUGAAGCCCAUAUUCGACGCCGCCAAGGAAAGCAACAUCAGCCACAACACCCAAUUCGGGAUGUCCGUGCACGCACCCUUCCACGGCAACGCCUACGAGGAUACAGAAGACUGGCUUGAGGAGUACAAGCGCGUAGACAAGUCUAACGAGUGGCAUGCUGGACAGAAGCUACCCCAUGUGUAUUUGUCUCUUGAAGGUGGAGGCUGCACGUGA